AUGGCGGCCCGCGGUAGUGACAGCGAAGAUGAUCUAGUCACCUACGGGACCGGCCUUGACCCCCUAGAAGAAGGUGAAAGACCAAAGAAACCACUUCCCAUUCAGGAUCAGACAGUUAGAGAUGAAAAAGGACGAUACAAACGGUUUCAUGGAGCCUUUAGUGGAGGUUUCUCUGCUGGAUAUUUCAAUACUGUUGGCUCAAAAGAGGGAUGGACACCCUCCACUUUUAUAUCUUCAAGGCAAAACAGAGCAGAGAAAGCUGUUCUUCGUCCAGAAGAUUUUAUGGACGAAGAGGAUCUUAGUGAAUUUGGGAUCGCACCUAAGGCAAUUGUAACCACAGAUGAGUUUGCUUCUAAAACCAAAGAUAGAAUUAGAGAAAAGGCCAGACAGUUGGCUGCUGCUGCUGCACCUAUUCCUGGAGCCACUUUACUAGAUGACCUCAUAGCACCAGCAAAAUUAUCCAUUGGUUUUGAGUUGUUAAGAAAAAUGGGCUGGAAAGAAGGACAAGGAGUUGGUCCUCGAGUAAAGAGAAAGCCACGCAGGCAAAAACCUGUUCCUGGAGUAAAAAUCUAUGGCUGUGCUUUACCUCCUACUGGCUCUGAAGGAUCAGAGGAUGAUGAUGAUGAUGAUGACGACUAUCUGCCUGAUAAUGUGACUUUUGCACCCAAAGAUGUAACUCCAGUGGACUUCACUCCUAAGGAUAAUGUUCAUGGACUUGCUUAUAAGGGCCUAGAUCCGCAGAAAGCAUUAUUUGGAACUUCAGGGGAGCACUUUGAUUUUUUCAGUGAUGUAUCUGAAGGGACCAGCAAUCUUAUUGGGAGCAUAAGACCAAAUAAAGGAAGAAAACUUGGAAUUUCAGGACAGGCUUUUGGUGUAGGUGCUUUGGAAGAAGAAGAUGAUGAUAUCUAUGCAACUGAAACAUUAUCAAAGUAUGAUACCAUUUUGAAGGAUGAGGAACCAGGAGAUGGACUCUAUGGUUGGACAGCACCCAAACAGUACAAAAACAGGAAAGAAUCAGAAAAAGAUAUCCGGUAUGUUGGCAAAAUUUUGGAUGGGUUUUCCCUAGCAUCUAAACCUUUAUCUUCUAAGGAAAUUUACCCACCACCUGAAUUGCCAAAGGAUUACAGGCCAGUCCAUUAUUUCAGACCUUUUAUAAAUGCUACCUCAGAAAAUUCUCAUUUACGUCAAGCACUAUCAGAAUCAACUGGGAAAAUAUUGAGUGACAUGUCAAAACAAAGCAGGUAUCAGUUAAAUGCAUCUAAGAGGGGAGAAAUGCUUGGAGAAACUCCUAUUCAAGGCUCAGCAACAUCUAUCUUAGAGUUUCUAUCCCAGAAAGAUAAAGAAAGAAUAAGUGAAAUGAAACGGGCAACUGACCUUAAAGCAUCUGAAAUAAAAGCCAAAGCUUUGGUACCAAAAGCUUGGAAUAGCAGAUUUCAGCCAGAUUCUCCAAAUGAUGUUCCAUGCACACAGCAAAUGUUAUUGAGUGGGGAUAUAACUGCUGGAAGAUCCAGUGAUUUCAGACCUUUUACAAAAGAUCCAGAAAAACAAAAACGAUAUGAGAAGUACUUAGGCAAUGUUAAACAAGGACAGAAAGAUGCUUUGGAAAGUUGUUUAGAUCCUAGGAUGACUGAAUGGGAACGAGCACGAGAACGUGAUGAAUUUGUGCGAGCAGCUCUGCUAUACAAGCCCUCUAGCUCAUCGCUAUCUUCCAGAUUUACUCAUGCUAAACAGGAAGAUGACACAGACCAAGUAGAAGUUCCUAGAGACCAAGAGAAUGAUGUUGAUGACAAACUAUCUGCUGUGAAGAUGAAGAUGUUUGGAAAGCUCACAAGAGAUAAAUUUGAAUGGCACCCUGAAAAACUGCUUUGUAAGAGAUUUAACAUUCCUGAUCCUUACCCAGAUUCAACCAUAGUUGGAUUACCAAAAGUUAAACGUGAUAAGUAUUCAGUAUUCAACUUUUUAACGAUAUCCGAGACUCCAACAUUAGCCACAACUCAAGUAUCAAAUGAAAAGACACAGCAGAAUCACAGUCGGAAUAAACUAAGAAAACCAUCCAGGUGGGAUAUACCUGACCAAGAAGAGAAGAAAGAAGAUUCUAUUAGUGAGUUCCUAAGUAUGGCUAGAUCAGAAGUUGAAAUUCAGAAACAACAGCAGAGACCAUUGGUAAAUAAAGCUGAAGGGAAUCCAGUGGAAUCAUCUUCAACGAAGGUGGAAAAUGAAAAUACAGAUCAGAAGAAUGAAGAUGGUGGCAGACCUUCCAUGGAUUUAUUUAAAGCCAUCUUUGCCAGUUCUUCUGAUGAAAAGUCCUCUUCCUCUGAUGAUGAUGAGAGUGAAAAUGAAGACAAUCAAGCUGAUCCUGGAGAAUCAUAUCCCCAAAGUCCAAAGCCAAGUGAUUUGGUAGAAACAUCUGAUAUGCAAGUCAGUGAAGUGGUGGUCAGUGAGCCAAUGCGUCCUGUCACUUUGCAGAAGAUGCAUCUGGAUGAAAGAGAAGAAUUUGGCCCAAGGCUUCCUCCUGUGUUUUGUCCUAAUGCUCGUCAGAAACAUGAAGCUGUGCAGCUCACUAGUUUUGCGGAAGACCAUCCAAAGGAAAAAUCUAAAAAGAGCAAAGAAAAAAGAAAGACAAAGAAAGACCAUAAACACAAAAAAGGAAAGAAAAGGAAACACAAGAAGCAUAAACAGAAAGGCAAACAGAAAAAUAAAAAAACCCAGAAGAGUAGUAGUUCGGAAAGUACUGAUAGCAGCGACAGCCAGAGUGAUGAAGAGAAGGUCAAAAACAUAUCACCUCAGGAACUUCUAAGAAGGUUGAAACGUCUACCAGUAACAAAGGAAUAACCUUUUUCUUCAGUUUUGAACUGGGC
Molecule: messenger RNA, 2858 nt
Organism: Gracilinanus agilis (Agile Gracile Mouse Opossum)
Lineage: Eukaryota; Metazoa; Chordata; Mammalia; Didelphimorphia; Didelphidae
Gene: GPATCH1
Product: G-patch domain containing 1
Exons: 20
Coding region: 1-2832 (943 amino acids)
Biological process (GO): mRNA processing
Cellular component (GO): nucleus
Molecular function (GO): RNA binding
Source: RefSeq, a predicted model, not a curated record